CUUGCUUACGUGCGGUUGUGCGCGGGAGAGCGAUCGUCGCGGAGAAGUAGUAGUGGCGAGAAGUUAUUAGCGACGCUCGAGUCUUCUCGCUCCCGACUGUGAUCAACGUUUGCGCGAGCGAUUUUUAUUCGCGUUUGUGUUGCACGCGCUCGCCUAACAAGUGUCUCUCUCUCCCCCCUCCCCUUCUCUCGCGGAGUUUCGAAAGUUCCGGAAAAAGGAGAGAAGCGGAUGCGCGCGCGCGCUUCUCUCUCUCUAUAUACGCGUUUAGUGGUGCGACAGCCACACACGGGCGUUCUUCCGCAUAUAUUCGAUCCCGAAUGCGCGUACGAAUUGUAACAGCUUUAGUGGAGUGAUUUCGUUUUCCGUCUCGUAAAUAUACGGCGGUCGUCGCUCUCGCUCUCUCUCUCUCUCUCUCUUUCUCUCCUGUCACCGCCACGCGGGAAUCGGUCAAUCUCUCGUCGUGCGGCUCAUUUGUCGGGAAUACAUACAUAUAUAUAUAUAUAUUAUAUAUAUAUAUCCCCUCCCCCUCGCGGCGGGGGAACAGUGUGAAGCGUCUGCGGUGGAAAGUUCUUCGGCUCACUUCACGAUUCGUUCGUCGAUAGGAAUCUUCUCGCGGGGAUGUUGAGAUAGCCCACCCCGCCAUUCAUCCAGCGCAGGACUGGAUUACCAUGCUGGACACGGCCACGAGUCGCAGGUGGCUUGACGUCCAAACUAAAACUGUGAAGAGUACAGAUUGGCAACAUUAUGCUUGUAACAUAGCAGCGAAACUUCGACCAUCUUCUUCUUGAAUCGCACUGCGAUGUUGUUUAGGUAAGCGGGUGGGAGGCGCUGCUGACCGGUGGCGGCGGCGGCCAUGCGCCCCGGCCCGCCAGUACAGCCGAGCCGCCGCAGGUCUCCCCGUCGCCAGCAUCAUCCGUAUCAGCAGCAGCUCCAUCGGGAGCGCGACCGCAAGCAGCGGCAGGAGCAUCCUGUUCCAUCGCGUCUGCCGCGCGUCGACGGUCCGCGCGCCCUCCUGGUACUGCUGCUACUGGCCAGCAGUCCCCUGGUCCUGGCUCGGGCUCAGGAGUCGCCGGAGUCAUCGGCGAUUCGGUACAAAUUGACAGCCGCCUCUCAUCAAAAUCUCUGGUCGGGGGGCAACAACACGGCGGCCCAGCCGCUGAACUUGACCAUCGGCUACCUCACCGCCAUCAAGGGCGGCCUCAAGGAUCGUCAGGGUCUCGCCAUCUCCGGCGCUCUGACCAUGGCUCUCGACGAGGUCAACAGCGAUCCGAACAUUUUGCCGAACGUUACGCUGGUGAUGCGAUGGAACGACACGAGGGGAGAGACUACCGAAGCUACCAAUGCAAUGAUCGACAUGAUCUGCGACGGGGUCGUGGCCUUUUUCGGACCGGAAGGCACUUGCUACGUUGAGGCAAUUGUCUCUGAAGCCCGUAACAUACCUAUGCUCAGUUAUAAAUGCUCGGACUACAAGGCCUCAAAAGUGAAGACCUUCGUGAGGACCGAACCACCAGAUACGCAGGUGACCAAGUCGGUGAUCACCCUGCUACAGCACUAUGGAUGGAACAAAUUCACGAUCGUGAGCGAACGCGCCUGGUCGACGGUCGCUCGUUCGCUGCAAGAAGAUGCAACCAGGAAGAAUCUCACUGUGAAUCAUUACAAGAUCGUCGAGGAUCGGCACACGUGCUGCGAGGAGAGGCUGCCUUGCUGUCAAGUCAGCGUAUGGUUCCAACUCAUACAGGAGACCAAAAAUAUGACCCGUAUUUACAUCUUCCUCGGCACACCAAUGUCACUGAUAGAUAUGAUGAAUUCGAUGCAAAGCCAAAGGCUGCUGGACGACGGACAAUACAUGGUAAUACACGUGGACAUGAUGAUGUAUUCGCAACGUGAAGCACAAAAAUAUUUAUGGAAACCAGAGCACUUCGACACUCUAAAAAACUGCCUCGAGCCUAAGGACUUUUUGAAGAGGGCACGUUCUCUGAUGGUCGUCGUAUCGACCCCACCGACGAAGAAUUACGAAGAAUUCACUAAGAAGGUCGGGCAGUACAAUAGCAAAGCGCCUUUCAAUUUCAUAGUUCCCCAUCUUCUGCGAAAGUAUGAAAAGUACGUCUCCAUUCACGCGGCCUAUCUGUAUGACUCUCUCAAGCUUUACGCGAGAGCCUUAGAUCAGCUGAUACGAGAUCAUCCGAAUCAAUCUGUCGAGGAGCUUGCUAAAAAUGGCACUCUUAUAGUCGAGACGAUUAUUAAAAAUCGUACAUAUCAAAGCGUGAGUGGGGCGACCAUCAAGCUGGAUAAAUAUGGAGAUUCGGAGGGGAAUUUUUCUGUUCUUGCUCUGAAAAAAAAUCCAUUCGAUCGUCACAAUUUCUCCUGCGACUAUCAAAUGUUGCCUGUGGGCCAGUUCCUGCAGCAGGGUGAAAAUCUAGUGUAUAAACCUUGGGGCGCUAUGGAAUGGCCUAGUAAAACUAAACCGGAAGCAGAACCUGGUUGCGGUUUUCUCAAUGAACAUUGUCCGCAAGACGACACACAUCUCCGCAGUAUUAUCGCCGCUGCGGGGCUAGCCAUCUUGCUAUUCUGCGCUGCAGUAAUCACUAUGAGUAUAUACCGGAGAUGGAAAAUAGAACAGGAAAUAGAGGGAUUGCUUUGGAAAAUUGAUCCGAGUGAGAUACACGGUUAUCCUCAUCUCGAUAACAUGGUGUCCUCCCCUAGUAAGUUAAGUUUAGUUAGUGCAAUGUCCUAUGAGUCGAGAUGUGGCGGCCAAGUAUUUGCGCAAACCGGGCAUUACCACGGUGUAGUGGUGCGAAUAAAGGAGUUGAAAUUCUCGAAGAAAAAAGACAUUUCACGGGACGUUAUGAAGGAGAUGCGCGUUCUCCGUGAAAUUAGACAUGGUAAUCUCAACUCUUUCAUCGGAGCGUGCGUGGAGCCGAUGAGGAUAUUGUUAAUUACUGACUAUUGUGCCAAAGGAAGUCUUUAUGAUAUCAUUGAAAACGAAGAUAUAAAAUUAGAUGAUAUGUUUAUUGCAUCGUUAGUUCACGAUCUCAUUAAGGGUAUGCUGUAUAUUCACGAGUCAUCUGUGCUAGUCUGUCAUGGUAAUCUAAAGUCUUCCAAUUGUGUCGUGACUUCACGUUGGGUGCUCCAAGUCUGCGAUUUUGGUCUUCAUGAUAUGCGUCAUUGCGCCGAAUCUGACAGCAUCGGUGAACAUCAGUAUUAUCGAAGCUUGUUUUGGAAAGCGCCCGAACUGCUAAGAAACCCGCAUGCUUCGAUUAGAGGCACUCAAGAAGGAGAUAUUUAUUCUUUUGCCAUUAUUUUAUACGAAAUUCUCGGACGAAAGGGACCGUAUGGAAAUAUAAAUCUGGAACCGAAAGAAAUCAUAGAUCGAGUGAAAAAGUUCCCGGAAGAUGGUGAACCACCAUUUAGGCCUAACUUAAACAUACUCUCCGAAACGAAAGCAAAUUGCGCCGAUUACGUCGUCGGUACUAUUAUGGAUUGUUGGUCGGAAAGUCCGGAGCUUCGACCAGAUUUCAAAAUUAUAAGAACAAGAUUGAAGAAGAUGAAAGCUGGAUGGCAUCGAAAUAUAAUGGAUCAAAUGAUGAAUAUGAUGGAGAAAUAUGCAAGCAACCUCGAAGAUCUAGUCACCGAGCGUACGGGACUUCUUUUGGACGAGAAAAAGAAAACUGAGGAUCUACUUCAUAGAAUGUUACCUAAGCCCGUUGCGAAUUGUUUAACAAACGGUAUUGGAGUAGAACCGGAAGCUUUUGAUUUGGUUACAAUAUACUUCAGCGAUAUCGUCGGUUUCACGGCGAUGUCGGCAGAAAGUACACCAUUUCAGGUUGUAAAUUUUUUGAAUGAUCUGUAUACAUUGUUUGACCGUAUAAUCAGAGGAUAUGAAGUUUACAAGGUAGAAACGAUCGGGGAUGCUUACAUGGUCGUUUCCGGUCUUCCAAUCAGAAAUGGAGAUCAGCACGCUGGACAGAUAGCAUCGAUGUCAUUGGAAUUACUUAACGCUGUCAAACAUCACACAAUACCUCACCGACCUCAAGAAACUCUCAAGCUACGUAUUGGUAUCCAUACUGGUCCUGUAGUAGCGGGUGUUGUCGGUUUGACGAUGCCUAGAUAUUGUUUAUUCGGAGACACUGUUAAUACAGCAUCUCGCAUGGAAUCUACUGGAGAACCAUUACGAAUACAUAUCAGUAAGCAGUGUAAAGAAGCUCUAGAUAAAAUCGGAGGUUAUCAAGUCGAGGAACGAGGCUUUGUUGAAAUGAAAGGAAAAGGAACGGUGAAGACGUAUUGGCUUACUGGAGCUACUGUGACGCACAGAAAAAAUAUAGAGAACUUUAACGAGGACGAAAAUCUUCCACCGCUAUUCUGUAGACCACGAAGAAGUCCAAAAUUAAAUCCAGACUCACGAUACGCGUCGCUAUUAGAUGGAUUAGGUGCCGGAAGUCGCAGGCAUUCAAGUGUACCGUAUCCAAUGGCUGAUGAUUCGUCUUCCCAGUGUGGUGGGUCUAGUCCAGUUCCACGACCAUUACAUAUUCGCAAGCUCGAGAAAUCCCCCUUGUCUCUAACUGAAAGCGUUUCGAAGACCACACUGGAUAAUAUUUCAAUUCAGGAGGAAAGUGUGCAGAGACAUUUCAAUAUCAAAUCGGUCGACGAUCUGUUCAUAAAUGCUGGACCGAAAUUUAGAAAAAAUGCGCGUGCCUUGUCUACUAUCGCAUCUUCAUCGUCGAGCGACUAUCCAUCUCAAACUGUCAUACGCGAAUCUCGUUCGUUGGACCCGAUUCCCACUGAUAUAUAUAACAAACGUUUCGAAUCGCCGAACUUUUGGAAGGAGAACGAAUGCACAGAGACCGAUUCGAAAGUGGAUAUUUCGGAGAAACUGCUGAACAAUAAUUAUCCUAAUGGUAAUGUGAUAAUGAUGCCUCACACCGAUAAUUCGCCAAAUGAAGCAGAUCCACUGUUAGACGGUGACGAAGAUAGUGAAGGCAAGAGGGAAAUACGGGAGAAGCGUUCGCGCUCGCUGGAUCAAGUGGUAUCUGCAUCUAGCAUGGACAGUGUACCUGAUAAAAAGUCGUCCGCGCGAAAGUUAUUAGAAAUUCCACCUGUUUCAACCAUCAUUCAGAUAUUCAAUGGUAAUGGAUUGCGGAACAGCAACCACUCUUUAAGGAGAGGAAUAAUGGGGCAAAACGAGCGCGAAAGUGUGGUUUAGUAUAUAUACAUUCGACAAAUAUAUAUUUUUUUAAUUACGACAAACUGGUACGGUAGCAAGGAAUAAAAUCAUGUGUGAAACUUGUGCGCUACCAGAUGCAUAACUAUGUGAAGCAUAUUACGUUUACGAGUCAUAAGCAUGAUUUAUUGUUGCCAUCUUUUUUUUUCUUUUUUCUAGCUUAGAUAUGUGCAAUUUAUGUAUAUGAAAGUUACCGACAUACGCAUUGUAUAUUUUAUUAUCUAGGUAUUUUAUAACUUGUGUACACUAAAACGCGUGCAUCGAAGCGAUGCAAAAAAAAAAAAACCAACUUUUACAUGAUUUACAGGAUCUCUCGCCUGUUCUUUUUUCUUUAUUAAAAUUUUUAAUUUGAAUGUUAUGAUGGAAACAAUAAACUAUUUUAUAAAAAUCAUGACCAAAGUACACCACGGACACAUUUAGAUUGUUUUCGACUAUUCAUCUCGUUUAAUAAUAUGAAAAGGAAUUAGGAUGGCAUCGUAUAUAAUCGGUCAGAAUGGUUUAAAGGCUUUUUGUUUCAUAGGUAAUUUUAUAUUUCUAUAUAGUUUUGUAUGAAAAAAAAGAUAAGGCAAAAAAAUUAUUAUUAAAAUUAUAUAAUAAUGUAAAUUUGUAAAUUGCCUAAUAAACGAAAAGUUUCUCAGCCGUUCCAAUGUCGACUGUAUAUACACGCGCGUAUAAAUAUGAAGCAUGAAUGUGUAAGAGACGUGUGUAUAUAAUACAUAUAGCUUAUAUGUAUAUCUAUAGUAUCUUUAAGUCUAUACUUGUUCAUUAAAGGAAGCAAAUUGUCCGUAUGGCUGUGAGAAGUAAACUAGAUUAUACCUAAGGUGCUUAGUAAUAUAUCAUGUUGUCAAAUGUAUAUAACUAAAAAAAUAAUAUAUCAAUGUAAAAAUAAAA
Molecule: messenger RNA, 6109 nt
Organism: Nylanderia fulva
Lineage: Eukaryota; Metazoa; Arthropoda; Insecta; Hymenoptera; Formicidae
Product: receptor-type guanylate cyclase Gyc76C
Biological process (GO): cGMP biosynthetic process; protein phosphorylation; receptor guanylyl cyclase signaling pathway
Cellular component (GO): plasma membrane
Molecular function (GO): adenylate cyclase activity; ATP binding; guanylate cyclase activity
Source: RefSeq, a predicted model, not a curated record